Molecule: messenger RNA, 2655 nt
Organism: Varroa destructor (honeybee mite)
Lineage: Eukaryota; Metazoa; Arthropoda; Arachnida; Mesostigmata; Varroidae
Source: RefSeq, a predicted model, not a curated record
UAAUAAGAAUACUCCUUUAACCCUGUACCCUUCUCAGGUAGCAAAACUUUUUUGCCAGGAUCAAACAGACUGGAUAUCUAUCCAUACUCAUAUGUUAACAAACAUCAUGCAACUCGUUUGCCAAAUAGUGAAUCCAGCUGAAGUUGUAUUUAAAUAUUAGAGAAGGAUAUAAUUACGGUUUUUUAUAGGAAAUUUUUGCCUCUAUUUCAUGUCAGUGACGAUCUAUGUCGGUGCAACGAGAUUAGAAGUUCGAGAUUUGCAACUUCCCCUACCAUAAGGGCAGAUAACGGAUUAAUAUGGCGUUCGGAUCUACAAAGACUGACGUUCGAAACUGAGAGAACUUUUGUGCAACGCGUUUGCUGUCGGAAACUAUUAACCUUCGCUAAAAUCGAAAAGCAUCUAUUAUCUAUUAACUAUAAAUGUUCACAAUUGUCGACGUGGUUUAGUAUGAGCUAUUGAACAUGACGGAUUCAGGCUCGGACACUUCUACCUGACUAUCAAUGACAGAAUGAGUUCUGGCAAUGUGCGACCGGUCCACUUCUCGAGGUUCAUACCGUAAUAACUUAGUAGAACUUCGCUAGUAAUUCCCUUUCAUAGAAGCAGCUUCAGGAUUCAUUAACUGGAUGAAACUUCGGCCAGCGUUUGCUAUCUGUAUAUACUAAACUCACGCUGCUCGUAGACCCUGGUCUGGCGUUGGUACUUCCUGUAAUGUCACGUACAGUCCGGCACUACUUUGGCAUCAGCUGAUCAUUUCAAGGUUCGGCACCUCGGCUGAAUCUACCUUAGUAAACCGACAUUGCACUUGACUCGAUGAACUUAGAGCGGAGUUCUCCAGAUCAACUUUUCUUCGAGCACAUGCGCCUUUUCACCCUUGCUCGUAGCAGUCUCGAUAGGCGUACGUCGGGCCGUCGACAGAAGCGAAGUGUAUUACACCGCUAGCGAGGAAACUAUGUAAUAGAACUCACGCUGCUUUCAAAAGCGAGUUGAAAGCCUGCAUUACAAGGUACCGUCCUGCCGACAAUGAAGUUUCGGAGCUGCCACAAUUGGUCGCUGCUUCGAGCGGACAACCGGGACUGUUCAAUGGACACAGUCCCAGCAGUUGAUUGCACAGCGGAUCCAGAGUUUUGGGCAAGCGUUUGGAGUCUUCAAGCCACCGAGAAAAUAGCGGCAGAAGAAAUCUGUAAUAGUAAUCACGUUGUCGGAAGAAGCGUGGGAAAUGUAGACUCGAGAAGUGUUACGCCAACGAGUCCAGCAAAGCCAAAUGCUUCAGCAUCCGUGAAUGGUGUCACUAGCAGGAAUUCAGUCUCAGUCGAACGAUCACCUCUUAUGAAACAUCCUCCUACUCAGUCAACCGCUUCAGCUGAGCAGACGACAAUUCCUAGUAGCAUGGCACCACGUGCGCUACAAUUUAGCCAGCAGUUGCCAGAGCCUCCUUUGGUGCUCAGUGGGGCUCGAAGAGCAAUACUUACUAGAUCUCUAAGUGUUGGUUCACAACGCGUUGUUCCUAUAAGCAGCCCGCGCAUGUGUUUGCCCAAGCACAGCGGUGUGGUCAAUCCAUCCAUCACUGUCAACCCUACCGUAUCUAUCCUUCCGUUAAACAAUUCGGUGAUGUCUAGCUUUCCGGCCAGCACAUCAGGCAGUCUAAUUAGCUCGUCACCACCAUUGACUUCAAUUACGCCAACAAAUGGCUUGGGCGAAAAUAAUUUCUCCCUACUUAAGUCUUCAAAUCCAUUCUCCUCUCUAGCACGCGUUACGGCGUUCGAACGCCCACUUCGAUCGGCCUUGAAAUCGGAGCGUUCGUUCGAAUGUCACACGACGCUCGAGAAUCACGGAAAUCGCAGAUUCGGUGGACAGGGAACACGAACCGUCAUCAUCAAGAGUGUCUUCUACGAUUCUACUGUCGAACUAGAUGAUGGAUGUAGAGCUGCAGUCAAAUUUGACGCAAACGGGAAUAACAUUAGUAUGGGUAAAAACGGGAGCAGGAACAACAAUCAUAAUUAUUAUUAUAAUAAUAACAGUAUAACACCCACUGGAUGCCAGUUCGAGUCUGCGACAGCAUCUCCUUGGGCAGCAUCGUGUAAUUCGACCAAUAGCCUAAACGCACCAAUCGGAGGAAGCAGCAUUGUGUUUAAUGGAACCUAUCCAAUUGAUGAGCCUAUCACUGAUCUAAGCAGCAGAACUGAGGUCGUUGGGUGCUCGCGGCCAUUGCGUGUGUCAUGAUCUCACACUGAGAUGCAAUGAGAAAGAGACGCCCUGAAAUUGAGUAUAUAUAUCCGCACGGCAAUAGCCAGGCAACGACUAACGAAGAUUAUAACGGGCUGUCUUGAUAAAUCUUAAUAUAGUGGAAUGCCGAGGUUUUUUUUUGAUGCAAGGUGCUAUGGAAGGUCCGCUGGUUUUGAUAAACACGUUUGAUACUGGAAAUUCAAAUCAGGAUUCGUUACGACUGGAAGUCAUACUUAGCGGAUAGUACUUACUGUUAUUGGAAAGCCUAAAUAUUUAGUAUAUUAUUAUUAUCAAAUAUUUAUAUUAUAAACGUAAAAUAAAAAACUUGAUUAUUUAAAUUUACUGAAAAUGUAUUUAAGCCACACUUAUUCAUAAACGUUUAACGUACGAGACGUCACAUAACAAUAAUGACUUGGGUCACCGUUAAAGUUA